This is a messenger RNA of Dermacentor albipictus, 2653 nucleotides long. Lineage: Eukaryota; Metazoa; Arthropoda; Arachnida; Ixodida; Ixodidae. The record is from RefSeq and is a predicted model, not a curated record.
CACAGCGGUAGACAUUGGCAAAGUCCAACUGAUGCCACAAAUGCUGCAGCGCUUCCGUGCCUUGAUACAAAAACGGCUGCUGUAUUUGUGGCGCACACCUUUCCUGUUCGUGAUUGGCUGGAUCCUCCCUGUGGUCAUGGCAUGGAUUGGUCUUACGGUAUUCAACCUAAACCACGUGGAACUGCCGCCGGAUUUCAGUCACUUCAACCUGAGCACAAUUUUAUCUGAAGGAGCUGAAGAACAACCAGCCAAAGUCUUUAUUGAAGAGGUCACACCGAACGACAAUUCUCUGCGCUACAAGGUGCUUCUAGAGAGCCAGAACGUACCAUACGAAGUUUUCACGGAUACGAAGAACACUCUUUUGGCCAAGUACAAUGAGAACUUUUUUCAGUACAUGUUGAACUAUGCGUUCGGCAGUAUCUUCAACACAACAGAAAUUGAAAUGUGGAUGAACCCAACGAGCGUAAUAGCAUCGAGCAUCGAGGGAAACCUGAUUGACACCAUGCUGCUCCGUCAGCAGACAACCCAUCCAAACGCCCGCUUUGACACAGGGGUUUCAAUUGUGCGUCUCACUGAACAAGAAGUACCUCCUCCACAGGAAGAUAUCCCCAAUAAAGGUUCUCUCAAUGAAUUGGCAAGAGUGAUGGCGUACACCUGGUUCUACUGGGGUGUGAUGAUGCCUGUCAGUAUUGGACUAAUUACAUCGACCUUCGUAGUACUGCCUUCGCUCGAAAUAUGCAACGGAGCGAGAGCACUGCAACUAAUGACUGGCGUGUCCGGACUGCUUUACCUUGGGACAAACUUCAUCUUUGAUCUUCUGUUUUACUUGGUGCCAGUGGCGACCAUAUACACUGGAUUCGCUGUCAUCCACGGCCUAAGCGGAAACACUUCAGGAGCGCUAGCUCUUCUCAUGCUGUGUUCUGCUCCUCUGAACAUAUUUCUUCCAUAUCUGAUAUCUGAACUGACCACCGAUGGUGGUGCGGCCUAUGCAGUUAAUAUGGGACUCUUCAUGAUUGCAGGUCCCGGUGUAGUCUUCGGCUAUUUGUUUGCAUCUCAAGCUGCGGAAGGUCAAAACGUCCGGCUGCCCUUCUUUUUGUUUCCUCCGUUCGAUCUGCCAGCGGCAUCUGUGCGGGCCAUAAAUAUUGAGACCGAACUUGCAGCAUGCCACUACUUGCAGAGCAGAAAAAAACUAGCGAUUGAGCACACCCAAUUUUGCGACGAUACACAAAUGUAUGGCUCUACCCUGAAAUUUUGCUGCGAUGUACUCCGAAAGAAGACAAAAGAACCAUGGUACGAGGUUCAAGCUGUCUCUACUUCACCCCACGGAAUUCUUUAUGACAUCUUGUUCAUGCUCGUUUUCGGCGGCGUGAUGUUUCUCUACCUUCUCUACCGCGUGUCAGGUGGUUGUUCGCUCGACCAACAGAGCACAUUGCCACCCGGAAAGGCAGCCAUGUCCGAAGACGAAGACGUGGCUGCCGAGUGGAUCGCCGUGGAAAGAAUAUGCGAGAAUAGGAGUUUUGGCGAGAGCACCCUGGUGGCCCGAAGGCUGCACAAAACCUUCGGUGAGCUGCAGGCUGUGAAAGAACUCUCAUUCGCCCUACGACCAGCUGAAUGCUUCGGCCUGCUGGGAGUCAACGGAGCCGGAAAGAGCACAACGUUUCGAAUGCUUACCGGCCUCACCAACAUGACGUACGGUGAAGCGUUCAUGAGGGAUGCAGUGCUAUCCAAGGAUCCUCGGAAGUGGCAAUCCAGGAUUGGCUACUGCCCUCAGAUCAACGCGCUGCUAGGCAAGCUGACCGCUUACGAGAACCUUUACCUGUUCGGUCGCCUCCGAGGACUACCGGAAGAGAGCUUGCCGGAUGCAGUAGAACGCAUUAUUGAGAUUGCAGACCUACGAGAACAUGCAGCGAAGAAGUGUGACUACUACAGUGGGGGAAACAUGCGCAAGCUCUCCGUCGGGGUGGCGUUGGUCGGACUGCCUGAAGUCGUGUUCCUGGACGAACCGUACGCCGGUGUCGACGUGUUGGCCAGGGCGCGCAUCGACAAAAGACUCAGCCGCAUCAAGAACAGCACGCAAUGCAGCAUCGUGCUCACUUCUCACAGCAUGGAAGAGUGCGAGGUCGCCUGUGACCGGAUGUGCAUUAUGGUGCAAGGCACAAUGCUUUGCCUGGGAACAUUGCAGCAUCUCAAGGAUAAGUUUGGCAAAGGUUGCCGAAUCCAAUUCCUGCUUCCCGACAGCACUGUGAUAGCGCCACAAGAACUGAUAAAGAAAGUCGGCAGUGCAUUCCCAGGCCUGAAAGUCUUGAAUACAAAUGCACAACUUCUCGAAAUCCGUAUCGAGGCAAAGCUUCCAUGGAGCACAAUGUUCCAAAAAAUCGCAUCGCUGGAAAAGGAUAUCACUUUCGAGCAUGUCCUCGUUUCAGAUAACACAUUGGAGCAAUUGUUCAUUGAGUUUGCUCAGAAAGGGCAACAGGGAACAAAUGUUAAUAUUUCUUCCGAUCAGCCGUCAGCAGUCUAACCUCGGCGGCUUAAUUUCUUCGGAAGCCAUCACUGAAGAUCUGAUUGCGACCUGUUCAGGGCCGACCUGUGUGAAGCAAUAAAUUCAAAAGCAUUCCUUGCUUUCUUUUUUUGCAUAAAAUGCCUUAGUACCACC